AUGGGAGACCUUCAGCUGUGCUGGAUGGGAGAUUUUAAACAACUGAAGCAGUUUAUAAACGAAAAUAUUCAGUUAAAUGCUGUAUGGAAUUCACCAGGCGGAGACAAGAAAACAUACAGUGACGGCCACACUUCAAUAUCGUGGCGGAAAAACAAGAAAGUUUUGCAAAUAGAGGGUAAAGAGAAGGACCUGAUUAAAUCUAAGUUAUGUUCAGUGUUAUGCAAUGUACAUUCUCAUAUCCUGGCAAAGGAAUCCGUUGCUACAGACGAGGGAAGCGGAAAUUCCUCCCUGACAUUAUCUGGGCUGUCUGCUGAUAUGUAA
Messenger RNA from Paramuricea clavata, 321 nucleotides. The record is from the annotation of a GenBank genome assembly. Lineage: Eukaryota; Metazoa; Cnidaria; Anthozoa; Malacalcyonacea; Plexauridae.